AUGAUAUUUAGUGGAUCACUCAGAACUACAACUCCGAAAUAAAAGUCUUAAAUACGCACCAAAAAACACUUUGAAGUCAAGCACGAUUUAGAAGACCAGCUAUUAUCACUCAAAUAUAUAAACAAUCAGAACAUCAUUUAAUGCAUUAAAACCAAAAAGCACGUUUCGCCUAUUUCCAAAGAUGAAAAUGUCAAUAAUAGCAGGUUGAGAAGAUCAACAUCUCCAUUAUAAAAUAGUUAAUUAGAUAGAAAUUUAGUACCCAAAAUUGAUAAUGCUCCUAAAACACCUUAAAAAUCAAGACUUUAUGCUAAUUUAUUUAAUAAUUCGUGUACGUUUUAAAACAUUUGUUUACAAUAAUGUCUCAAUUGUAAAUCCAACAACAAAGAGAAUUUGCGUAUAUAAGAAUCCCCAAUCAAGAUGACCCAAUCUUUGUUUAGAAUAGAGCCUUAAACCUGUUUAACAAGUAAAGGGAAUUACUUUAAAAAAUGAGAG
Messenger RNA from Paramecium octaurelia, 492 nucleotides. Lineage: Eukaryota; Ciliophora; Oligohymenophorea; Peniculida; Parameciidae. The record is from the annotation of a GenBank genome assembly.